ACAUCGGGUUAGGGUUAGAGUUAGGGUUGGGGUUUUUGGAGGGCCUUUGACUGCGAUGGAGGAGGAGGGGGACGUCGGGGCUGCUGCUGCGGCGGCGGGGAGGCGGCCUCCGCAGCCGUGCGACUACUGCGGAGAGGAGGAGGCGGCGCUCCACUGCCGCGCCGACACCGCGCGGCUCUGCGUGGCGUGCGACCGUCACGUCCACGCCGCCAACGCCCUCUCUCGCAAGCACGUGCGCUCACCGCUCUGCGGCGGCUGCGGCUCACGCCCCGCCGCGGCCUUUUUCUUCGGCUCCGGCGCCGGCGACACCCUCUCCCUCUGCUCCGACUGCGACUGGGCCUGCGGCGGCGGAGGCGGCCCCGCGGCCACGAAGGUCCCCGUCGAGGGCUUCACCGGGUGCCCCUCCGCCCUCGAGAUCGCGGCCGCUUGGGGGAUCGAUCUCGCCGCGAAGGAACCCGCCGCCGCGGACGACAACCACGACGACGACCACCUCAUCUCGGCCUGGUACGGCCUCGAUCACCCGAUCCUGGCCGUGGAUCUGGCGUUCCGGGACCUCUACGUGCCGUGCGUGGCGACCCCCGGUUGCGCCGAGGCGGCCCAAGGGGUGCGGCGGGGCGCNCGGCCGCCGCUCUUCGAGCAGCUGGCGGAGCUCGCGGAGAAGGAGGUGGCGGAGCCUCUGCGGCCCGAUCUCAGCCCGAGGACGCCGCCGCCAUGUCGGAUCGGAGGAGGAGGAGGAGGAGGAGGAGGAGGUCACGAAGAGGAGGAUUGCGCACUGGAGCCGCCAUUGCCGUACACGUCCUUGCUCAUGAUGGCGUCGUCGGGUUGCGCGGGACUCGAGGGAGGGGACCCGCCCACAGCGGCGGAGGAGGACGAGCUGAUCUGGGGUUGCAGGGGCCCCGCCGACCACUCUGCGCAGAUAUGGGAUUUUAAUUUAGGAAGAUCGAGGGAUCGCAAUGAGUCUUCUGCCAUUGAAAUCGGACUUGGUACCGGUAGUGGAGGUUUUUCAAUCAAAAGUUACAAUGACCUUCUCAAUGAAAAUUCUUUUGCAAUGUCAAAUGUCUUAGAAGACAUUUACGACCCGAGCUGUCCUCCAGCAAAUGAGGAUCUCUUCUCAUCCAACAUGCGACAUAUAUCGUCUCAAAACCUUAGGAUGGCAACCCCAACUAGCAAAUGGAAGAGCAAUUCAAGCAACUCAGAAAAUGGACCAGUAACCUCUUCGGCUAUACUUAGGCCCUUAGCUUCAUCACAUGACCUUGGUAGUGGUAGCAGCAAGCAAAUUUGUUUUGGGGAACAGCCUCUCGUUGCGACCGAAACAUUAGUAAAACCUACAAAGAAAAUGGACAGCGAGUUGCUGGCCCAGAAUAGGGGCAACGCCAUGCUACGCUACAAAGAGAAAAGGAAGACCCGCAGGUAUGAUAAACACAUCCGAUACGAGUCAAGGAAAGCGAGGGCUGACACAAGGAAGCGAGUGAAGGGUCGAUUUGUGAAGUCUACUGAAGCUCUGGUUAAUGAAAACGGCGGGUUAAGUUCUUGAAGAAAGCAACUAUGGUUGUAAAUAUCUCUUGUUCUUUUGAUCUCAUCGACAAAGUUAUGAGAUGAUAUGCCCUUGUUUGCUGUAUAUGGUUUUACCUAGCCCUGGGAGAAAAUUUACUGUGUUUAUUGAAAAGUAGGUCUAAAGAAGUGGUAAAUUUCAUAUCUUUUUGUAUUUUGCUGGCAUUAUAAGUGAGCCCAAAAAACAUAGUCAGAUGAUUCUAAAUGUCUUGUAAUGCAUCAUGUUUUCUAUUGGUUAUAUGCGCGUUACAGCGGAAAUAUAUCUAGAUUAGCAUUA
Molecule: messenger RNA, 1828 nt
Organism: Ananas comosus (pineapple)
Lineage: Eukaryota; Viridiplantae; Streptophyta; Magnoliopsida; Poales; Bromeliaceae
Product: zinc finger protein CONSTANS-LIKE 14-like
Molecular function (GO): protein binding; zinc ion binding
Source: RefSeq, a predicted model, not a curated record